AUGCUGGACUGUCCGGAGAGUGGGGCCAAAGGAGCCCCCAUCCACACGAAGAUCUCCUUCUCCAUCCUGGACAUCCUGGAUCCUCAGAAAUUUACCAGGAAGAGCAACCCAGCAGCAGGGAGAAGGGAGAGCAUCCCCCACGCGGGGCAGCGGGAGAAAAGUUUGGGGAGAGUUGACGUGGAAAGGCACCCGAGCAGCAGGAGGAAUAAACUAGAGGCAUAUCAUGGUAGGCGGCGCGUUCUGCUUUUAUCUGAUCCACGCGGUUUAGCUGGGUUUCAGGAAAAGUUCCGAGCUGGCUCAUUUCUGGAAAGCAGCAAACGAUGCUUCCAGGUGUCUUUCUUAGCAUAACUUCCAGAGGGGGUAGUGGAGGGGGGAAAGAAAAAGGCUUGUGUGACCCAUUAAAAGUUUUAAUAGAUUAUAGUGUUUUACUGGGAUUCACCAUCCCAUGCAUAUAUGGUCCCCCUAUAGAUCUGUGGCUAUGGAACCGCAGGGGAGCGUGUGAGACUAUCCCAGGAUUACUGCUGCGCUUCUUGAUGGGACACCAAGCGUGGGAACGAUGCGCAGCAACGGUUAACUUUGUAGUUUGUGGGUCGCAGCGGGGCUUGGCUUGAAUUCAGUUUCACAGAGUGGUAGAGUUGGAAGGGACCCCAAGGGUCAUCUAGUCCAACCCCCCGUUUGUUGGCUGAGAGCGCAGAAAGGCUGAUUUUCCUUGAUUUAACUGAUUUAACGCCUGGGGGCGGAGGCUGCUUAACAUAACUUUAAAACAAACUCUUAACCUUAAGAGGUGCAGGCAAGGCGGAAAUUCAACCGGUGAAGCUCCUGCAGUGAUGGCAAGCUGAAUCUCCGCCCCCCACCUGUACCUGUUAAAGACGCAGGACUUGCCAUGAAUUAAAAUACCGAUAAUGUUGUGGAUGAUGGAUGACGGAUCCCCAGCGUCUGGUGAAGGAAGUCACCUUUUGCUUUUCAUUUCUGUGUACGUGUGAAUCCUCCUCGCAUUCAAGACAGGGUCCGCGGCGGAGCUAAACGCCUGGAUUGGGCUAUUAUUACGGACGAGGUGCAUCCUCACUCCCCUCUCUCACUUCCUCUCGGGGCCGCGGAAGGUCGCAGCUUCCCAGGCCCCGCGGCCCGGCUGCGUUUCCCCUUUAAGAAGCGGCGGAAGGGGACACGGCGAGCGCAGCGCGGUCCCCCUGGCGGAGUCCCGGCGGAGUUCGCCGCGCCCCCAGCCGGGUCUGCGCGGGAAGCUGCAGCCCGGCGCGAUUGUUUUCGGCUCAGCCUGGCCGGAUGGCAGCCUGAUUGGCAGAGGGACGCGCCGGGCGAAGGACAAGCGAGAUAAUUGUUCCUGUGGCCUCCCCCACCAGAGGAUGCCUUCGCUCCCCCUUGAUCGAUAUCCUAUUACCGACUCCCGCGUAUCUCCUUCCCACAGCUUGCCGGUACCAACUUCAAACCCCUUCCCCCCCGUCUGAUCCUAAUAUUGUUCGAUUAAAACUUACCUUUAAUAGAUGACAUCUAUCGAUCCGCCCCUUCACAAAUCUGAAACUCUAUUAGUGCGGCCGGGGAAAAAGAAGAUGGAAAAGAACGGGAAGGAGGGCGGGGUGGGGGGUGGCGAGAAGGUGGAGGAUUUACUUCUCUUUUUAAAAAAAACACAAAAAAAGUUUUCUUAACUUUCCCCCCCUUCUUAAGAAUAUCUGUAUCUCCUGCCAGUUUCCCAUAAUUAGUUCCCCAGUUCUGAGAUGAUAAUUCUGGUGGAAGGGGCUGCUUAAGAAAUGGCAAGUUUGGAUGGGGCGGUAAAGCAGACACGCGACAUUCAUUCAUGAUUCACGUUAUGUACAGUCUUGCGUGUUGUCUUAUCGGCCCGUCCAUUUAUUUAUUGCAUUUAUAUGCCAGCUCGAGGUACAUAGUUCUUCCUCCAUCCUUCUCUUGAUUUAAUCCCCACAACAACCCUGUGAGGUAGGUUAGACUGAGUCAGUGACUGGCCCACGUAGACCCAGUGAGCUUUAUUGCUGAACCUGGUCCCCCGUAGUUCCUUAAGCGUUGCACUGCACUGGCGCCCAUCAAAGCUCUUGUCUUAUUGGGCAGAAGCCCCCUUAGGUACACACCAAAAAGAGCAGUUUCCCCCACCCUCCAUAUCAUAUUGAAAGACAGUCCCACGGCAGGUGGUGUACUUUCCUUCCUUGGAGGUUUUUAAGCAGAGGAUGGAUGGCCAUCUGUCAUGAUGCUUUAGUUGAGACUCCUCCAUCGCAGGGGGUUGGGCUAGCCUAGAUGACCUCCGAAGUCCCUUCCACCACUAUGAUUCUAUGAAACACCUUUAUUGAAACUGGAAGUUCUAGGCUCAGGCAUGCCUGGAACUGAAAACAAGGUCCCUGCAGAGGAGGCAUCAGAAGCCGGACGGGGAGAUACCGAGAGGAUCGCAGAAGGGACAAAAUGAAUCUCUGCUGUGGGGAGGGGGACGGACGGACAUGUUUAGAUCCCUGAAAGAAAAACAAGUUCAUUUUAACGCUCACAUCGUAAACACGCUUUCUCUGAAGUCCGACUGAUUUCGAGGGGGUUAACUUCCAGGAAAGCAUAUUUGGAACCCAGAUCCUCUUUUACUGAACCAUUUGUGGUUCAGUUACUGACUUGAAUGUGGAAAGUAACUUUCUUUCAAGGGUCCAGCAACGGGGAUGCGCCGUAUUUAGCAAUUUCCCCCACAUCCCUGGCACCCUGUACGUCCCGAUAUGGGACACUGGCAACUUCUCGGGGGGAAGGCACUCUGCGUAAGCUCAACGGCAGUGAUUAAAAAGUCAGCAUUGCUUUUUUGACUUUAUGCGCACCAUUUCUUUUUAAGGCGCCGCGCAUGUUUCCAGGGCUAAGACCCUCCGAACCGUGUGUGUGUGUGUGUGUGUGUGUGUGUGUGUGUGUGUGUCCGUGUGUCCGUGUGUGUGUGUCCGUGUGUGUGUGUCCGUCAAUGUGAUGCAGCUGAACUGAAUGCAGUGUCCGCUCCAUCGGGCGGCUCACUAGGCCAUGUGCGCAAUUACGCGGAGAUUGCGAUGCAGAUCCGGGCGGAGAGGACCCGCUUCCGGGCAGGGAAGCGGCCCUUAGGCGGGUCGGCAAAGGCCCCUGGCCUCAUUCUGUCCUUGUGUGUCUCCCCAGAUGGCAGCAGCAGCGGAGAGAGCGAAGCGGCCGCCCUGGAGGCAUCGGAGCACGAGGAGCCGGGCCCCGCGCCGCUCCCCUCGCCCGACUUCCCUCCCUCCUCGUCCUCGGACCUGGACGAUCCCGGCUCGUCUCCGCCGCCGCCGUCGUCCAAGAGGCGCCGAGCGGAGCCCAGCUGCGCCAAGCCUCGCCGGGCCCGGACGGCCUUCACUUACGAGCAGCUGGUGGCUCUGGAGAACAAGUUCCGAGCCACGCGGUACCUGUCGGUGUGCGAGCGCCUCAACCUGGCCCUGUCGCUCAGCCUGACCGAGACGCAGGUCAAAAUCUGGUUCCAGAACCGAAGGACCAAAUGGAAGAAACAGAACUCCGGAGGCGACGGCGCGGCGCAGCCGGGGAACAGCGCAUUGCCCGCCGGAGGAGAUGGCAGCCCCAGUCCGCCAGGCCCCAGCAGCCUGGCCUACCAGACUUUCCCCUCGUACGCCUCGGCCAACGUCCUCUUCCCCGGGGCAGCGCCCCUUCCCCUGGCUGCAGGAGGGGGACCCUUUCCCUCCUUUUUUAGCCCCACUUACCUGGCCCCCUUUUAUACCCCUCACCUAUAA
Molecule: messenger RNA, 3728 nt
Organism: Podarcis lilfordi (Lilford's wall lizard)
Lineage: Eukaryota; Metazoa; Chordata; Lepidosauria; Squamata; Lacertidae
Source: the annotation of a GenBank genome assembly